UACUACCUACACAGCAUAUAUUACUGACCCAUAUAAAGCACAGAUGACUAUGGACAGGGAAGAUGCGUUGUUGCAAAUGAGGAAUGAAGACACUGAUUCCAGCGGUGAUGAAGUGAGUGUAACUUCUUUGAUUUCACCUUCAAGUGGUCCGUUCAGGGGAAACAAGCGUCGUGCACGAACUACUUUCUCGCCUAAUCAGUUGCAACAACUGGAAAAAGUUUUUGCUGUAACACAUUACCCAGAUGUUGGUACACGUGAUCGAUUGGCAUGUAAAAUCCAACUUCCCGAAGCUCGAAUUCAAAUAUGGUUUCAAAACAGACGUGCCAAAUGGAGAAAAAGCGAAAAGUUAGGAAAGUUUGGUGGUUUGCAAGAACUAGUCGAUACGGAAGUUGUACCUGCCCCCAAGCCUCACUAUGUUAUUAAAUCCUCGGAGCAUGGAAUGGGCGACAACAAUCAAAUCAGACAAAACGAUGUAUCUCCUCCACCAAUACCUAGCUCCUACGAAAGUUUAUCUAAAUCCCCGAGUCACGUUAAAAAUCCCACCUAUCCACUUUGGAAUGAAGAUGCUCUCAAAUGUCCAAAUCAAAUAGGGCAAAUGUUUCCGAACUAUCAAAUGCCUGGAAUGUCGAAUUUUUUAGCAACAAAUCCAUUUUAUUAUGAGUAUUACAGAUCUUAUUUAAUGAAUACUCUGCAUUACAAGGAGCUGUUUACCGCAGCAAUUAACAGUAGUGACAAGGCAAUGCGUAACAGCACUGGCAGCACAAUUAGCAAAAAAACAGACGAGAAAUGAAGAUUUAUUCUUUACUGUGUUCGUGUUUUCAACCCAUAAUUUUUUAUUUAAACAUUACAAUUUAAUUUAUCAACUAAAUAGUUUGAGAUACUUAUAAUCGAAUUUAAUUUCUCACUGAAGAGUUUUUUCUUCGUUUUUCAAUUCCAGCAGUGAAUGUAAAUUUGGGUCAAAAAUAUGGUAUGUCAAAGUUAUAUUUUCAAAACUGUCACAGCAUCAAAAAUUCUGAAAUAAUUUGAAUUUUUUUUUUGUUUUUGCUCCAGAUUUGAAGUUAGCCAUGUUCAAAUUGUUAAUCUCAUAUCACAUCUAAAUAUUAGCUAUAGUUACCGUGUAAACUCAAAGCAUUUUUCGAUACCCGUAUCUUUUUAUAUUUGUAACGAGAAUCAUAAUUCCAACCUGAUUGCCUCUGAUGUCUAUAUUGAAUUUUUGAACUUUAAAUUCAAGCGAAUAUACAAAAUUUGGGCAAAGAAAUUGAACCGAAUAUCUGUAUGACAAGCAAAAGUCGUUGCUAAACGGAGACAUUUUUGCUGUUUUACGUCACCCAUACUUGAUAGACAAAGAAGAAGUAAUGAGGCCUCGCCUAACCAUUAUUAUUAAUUAAAUCCAUUUGUAUGUUUACUCUUCUCACAUGCUUUCGAUGGGAACGUAAAUUAUUUCAAAUGAGAAUUUUUCGAAGAUAAAUAGCAACGAGAAUUAAAUUAAAUCUCCGGGCAAAAUGAUCGACCAACUCAAAGUUUUUUCUAUAUAUAUGUAUAAUUUUGUAUCUG
Molecule: messenger RNA, 1554 nt
Organism: Styela clava
Lineage: Eukaryota; Metazoa; Chordata; Ascidiacea; Stolidobranchia; Styelidae
Product: visual system homeobox 1-like
Biological process (GO): regulation of transcription by RNA polymerase II
Molecular function (GO): RNA polymerase II transcription regulatory region sequence-specific DNA binding; DNA-binding transcription factor activity, RNA polymerase II-specific
Source: RefSeq, a predicted model, not a curated record